AUGGACGAAAUACCACUUUAUGAUAGAGAUAUUGGGCUGAAGGAAAGAGAAACUAUCGAGACGUUGUCGGAAAUAUAUUCUAUCAUUAUCACAAUCGACCAAGUUGAAAAGCUGUAUAUCAAGGACGUUAUUGAUAAUGAACAGGAGUAUACCCAACUGGUGAAUAAGCUUUUAGCUCAGUACAACACGCUUAUCGCUAAUAAUGAGAACGAUCCAGAUUUCAGGCAAAAAUUUGGAUCGUCGAUUAACGAGUUUACUAAGAAGUACAACGUAAUAGCCUCAACAGGUGUAAUACGGCUAGAGAAGGGUAUCCCAAUGACUGUGGAACAUAAUAAUAAUACAGUAGGUAAUGGGACAAAUGCGAACAGUAAGAAUGUCGCUGAAGCGACAGGGAAUUUCAUUACUAUUAUGGAUGCGAUAAAACUAAAUUAUCGGACAAAGGAUCAAUUGCACCCACUGCUGGCCGAAUUGCUGCUCAGUAUAAACCGUGUAACGCCAUUGCAGAGAAACAACACCCAGGGAGAUCAAGAUACGGCAGGCUCACAGAGUGGGGAAGGAAACAAGAAAAAACUAGUCGAAUGGAUUGUCAAGAUCAACAAGAUGAAGAUAGAUCAAGAAUUGGACGAUAAAGACGCCAAAGAGCUUUUGUUUGAUCUUGAUGUCGCAUAUAAGAACUUUUAUUCCUUGUUGAGCUGA
Torulaspora delbrueckii is the source of this 696-nucleotide messenger RNA. It is a transcript of the gene VPS28, whose product is annotated as ESCRT-I subunit protein VPS28. Gene Ontology annotation, biological process: protein transport to vacuole involved in ubiquitin-dependent protein catabolic process via the multivesicular body sorting pathway. The coding region runs from base 1 to 696 and encodes 231 amino acids. The record is from RefSeq and is a predicted model, not a curated record. Gene Ontology annotation, molecular function: protein-containing complex binding. Gene Ontology annotation, cellular component: ESCRT I complex. The transcript has a single exon. Lineage: Eukaryota; Fungi; Ascomycota; Saccharomycetes; Saccharomycetales; Saccharomycetaceae.